Molecule: messenger RNA, 1321 nt
Organism: Monodelphis domestica (gray short-tailed opossum)
Lineage: Eukaryota; Metazoa; Chordata; Mammalia; Didelphimorphia; Didelphidae
Gene: TNNT1
Product: troponin T1, slow skeletal type
Biological process (GO): slow-twitch skeletal muscle fiber contraction; sarcomere organization; regulation of muscle contraction
Cellular component (GO): troponin complex
Molecular function (GO): tropomyosin binding; troponin T binding
Source: RefSeq, a predicted model, not a curated record
AAACAUUGCAUUGGAUGGUUCAGAGUGAGCAGAAGGUAAUGAGAGAGGAAAGGCCGGACAACGGGAAGGGACAGUGGGGACCCAAAGACACCAAAAGGAGAGGAUUUUGGAGCCAGCCGGAGCCCGGCAAAUCCUCGGGUGCACAGCAGGGCUGGGAGAGACCCUGGUCCCAAGAGGCAGACAGAGAGGGCGAGCCAGCCAGUUUGAAGGGGGAAGAGGAGGGGGAGGAGGAGGAGCAGCCCCCGGUCUGCCCUUGUGUGGAGGCUCCCCCCCCUCCCCUGCAGCUAUAAAGCCCCCACCUCGCUGCCGGGACUCAGAGCCCAGGAGCAGCUUCCCUCCUUUGCUCACCCGCCCUUUGCUGAAGCUUCAGCGCCAGGUCACCCCGACCAUGUCGGACACGGAGGAGCAGGAUUAUGAGGAGGAACAACAAGAAGAAGAGGAGGCUGCCGAGGAGGAGGAGGAAGCCCCUGAGGAGUCGGAGCCGGUCGCAGAGCGAGAAGAGGAGAGACCCAAACCCAGGCCCGUGGUGCCGCCACUGAUCCCACCAAAGAUCCCCGAGGGCGAGAGAGUUGACUUCGAUGACAUUCACCGGAAACGCAUGGAGAAGGACCUUCUGGAGCUGCAGACCCUCAUCGACGUGCACUUCGAGCAGAGGAAGAAAGAGGAGGAAGAGCUCGUGGGGCUGAAGGAUCGGAUUGAACGUCGCAGAGCUGAGAGAGCAGAACAGCAGAGAGUCCGGACUGAGAAGGAGAGAGAACGCCAAGCCAAGCUGGCCGAGGAGAAGAUGAGGAAGGAGGAGGAAGAGGCCAAGAAACGAGCUGAAGAUGAUGCCAAAAAAAAGAAGGUCUUGUCCAACAUGGGGGCCCACUUUGGGGGCUACCUGGUCAAGGCUGAACAGAAGCGUGGGAAACGCCAGACUGGACGAGAGAUGAAACAGAGGAUUCUGUCGGAGCGGAAGAAACCCCUGAACAUUGAUCACAUGGGGGAGGAGCAGCUCAGGGAGAAAGCUCGUGAGCUGUCUGACUGGAUUCACCAGCUAGAGUCUGAGAAGUUUGACCUGACAGAGAAACUUCGGCAGCAGAAAUAUGAGAUCAAUGUUCUGUAUAACCGAAUCAGCCAUGCCCAGAAAUUCAGGAAGGGGGCCGGCAAGGGCCGAGUCGGAGGGCGCUGGAAGUGAGCCUGCGGCGGAGGAGGGACCUGGAGGGGAUCCCGGCGCCCAUUUGGUGCCCCUCCCGGAGAUGCUCCGGGGGCCUGGGAGCCCGCAAGCAGCCGCUGCCCUUGCCUGAAACCUGGAAUAAAGCGAGUCGCUUCUGAGCAGUCA